Messenger RNA from Musca domestica (house fly), 993 nucleotides. RefSeq names its product gamma-glutamylcyclotransferase-like. Gene Ontology annotation, molecular function: gamma-glutamylcyclotransferase activity. Bases 349 to 924 code for a protein of 191 amino acids. The record is from RefSeq and is a predicted model, not a curated record. The transcript has 4 exons. Lineage: Eukaryota; Metazoa; Arthropoda; Insecta; Diptera; Muscidae.
UUCGCUUAGCGCCUGCAGUUGGCUUAAACCAGCAGAAGCGAUAAGUUGCUAAGAUAAAGAGCUAAUAGAAAGAAAAUAAAUUUGACAACUUUUUUUUUGCCUUUUCACCAGUUGACAACACAUUUUUUUCGCAGAUCCAUCAUUGCUUAUCGCCUCUGACAAAUGACAUCCAAGUUUGUGGUGCUUUGCUUAGGUUCAACAAAAAAUUAAUUAGCGUUCAAAAGUCAUAGCCAAGCGGUUUAUUUGUGAGCAAACAUUUUAAGGUGUGACCCGAGAGUCAUUAAAAUAAACAAAAACAAAAAAGGAGAAAAGUGUUAAAAUUAAAUAAUUCAGACAUCCAUCUCUGCCAUGGCUGCCAAGUUUUAUUACUUUGGGUUCGGCAGUAAUAUGCUGAGUAAACGUUUACACCUACAAAAUCCUACGGCCGUGCGAAUUGGUCCCGGUAAAUUGGAGAAUUUCCGCUUGGAUUUCAAUCUGUUCACGGACAGAUGGUAUGGAGCCUGUGCCACAAUAGUAGCCAACAAGGGAGAGCAUGUUUGGGGGGCCAUAUGGGAGUUGGAUGAAUCGGAUAAGGAACAUUUGGAUAAUCAAGAAGGUGUCCAUCAGGGUAUCUACACUCCCAUUACAGUUUCGGUCUAUUGCCCUCCUCUGGACACCAUGGUGGAAUGUCGAGCCUAUCAAUUGGUUGAACAACCGGACACAAAUUUACAUUCACUGUCGACCAAUGAAAUACCCCAGGAUCGUUUAGCUUCGUCGACAUACCUGAAAAGUUUGGUCAAGGGAGCAAUUGAAAGUGAAAUACCCUUCGAAUACGUCGAUUGGUUAAUGCAUAUACCCCACAAUGGUAAUACUGCUGAACGUUUUGAAUUUGAGCUGGAACUGGAUGGUAUUGAAUUGUAUAACUUAGUUGAGGAAAAAAUGUAAUCUCACGAACCAAAGAUACAAUGUGAUAACUUUUAAAGUAUUAUUUAACCAAAUACUGGAAAGAUAAAA